UCAUCAGGGAAGCUACAUUUGACGAUAUUCAGUAUUCACACAGAUGCUGUGCACGAAUGUAUCUGUAAGAGUGAGGUGUCUUCUCUUCCUUCAGAGAUGGAGUCUCAGAAUCCAAACCUGAUCUGCGCCAUAUGCCUGGAGCGUUUCCGGAUCCCUGUAACCAUCCCCUGCGGUCACACCUUCUGUCAAAAAUGCAUCACCACUCACUGGGACACCAAGAGCAAGUCUGACAUCGGACCUCAUUGCCCAUUCUGCAAUGAGGAGUUUGAGUCCAGGCCCAUUCUCAAGCGUAAUGUGUCUCUGUCGGUCUUGACCGAGGCUGCAAACAGCACCGGCCCCUCCUGUAGAGAGGCGCUCAUGAGGGGAGGUGAAGGGGCAAGAGCCAUGCUGCUGUGUGAUCGCCAUAAAAAGCCUCUGGUUUAUUACUGCAGGCAGGACAAAAUGUCUGUGUGCUACGAGUGUGGCAUCUGUGAAUGCAUGAACCACGACAAGGUCUUGUUGGAGACAGAAAGGGAGAAUCAAGAGCUGCUGCUGGAAAGGAAGAGCAAGGAGGUGGGGAAACUCACGGAAGAGACGCAGAAAAGUAUAAAUGAGUUGGCUGAGAAUAUCAAUCACGCUAAGGUGACUCUUCAGCAGACUUCCAACUGGGUCAAUGCCAAGUUCUCCUCCUUGAUAAAGAUACUUGCUGAGAAGCAGGAGGCUACAGAGCUCUUUAUCGAGGAGCAGAAAGAAGGUGCCAUCACUGAGGCGGAGGCACGACUAGCUGAACUCAAGGAGCGUUGCCAGAAACUCAGAGAGACCCAGGAACAGAUAGCAGCUGUACAUAACCUCCCUGAUACAGAGCUCAUCAAGGAAUCACUGGUCAUAGAAGUUCCACGUUUCAAAGAUAUUCCCACAGAUGUAACAUCAAACCUUCAAGAUCGAUUAAACGGCGUCACAGAUGUCCUGUCGCGAGUCUCCAAAUUGGUGUCUGAGGACUUGGAGAAAGCUGUGAGCACCGCUGUGGGUCCGGACAAAGACGGUUCCCCUCAGGAUAAGAGGCCAGUCCUAGCUGUGGUUCCUAGUCCAGCUGCUCCAUGCCACCCUGGUGGGAAGGAAGGCCUCAGUGCUUACAGAUGCUCUCUGACCUUUGACCCUCGCACAGCCAACGGCCACCUGUUUCUGUCCCAGGAGAACCGUAGGGCGGAGCACCUCACCUCUGGGCCACGCCCCGUCCCAGCCCACGAAGCCCGCUUUGAUCACACCUGGCAGGUGCUCUGCUUUCAGGGCUUCACCCAUGGACAGCACUACUGGGAGCUGGAGGUGUCCAAGCCCUGGGCCUACCUUGGGGUAACCUACGACACCAUCCCCAGGAAGGAAAAGGGCAAGAGGUGCAUGGUGGGUAUGAACGAACUGUCCUGGAGCCUGCAGCUGGACGAGCAUCAGCUCAGCGCCUGGCACAACGGCCGACGGGAGACCCUGGCUGGUCACUCCCAGCACAGUCGCAUCGGCAUGCUGCUGGACUACGAGGCGGGGACGCUCACCUACUACGGAGACGGGCAGACCAGGCUUCAUGCCUUCCACUGUGCCUUCAGCCAGGAGCUGUUCCCUGCCUGCUGGAUAGGAGAGGGGGUCAGCAUCACCCUCUGCUCCACAUGAGCUGACUCAUAAAGAGACGUGAAGAAGUGAGCUCAGUAACAAGAAUCACUAUCAAACAUGGGCACUAGCUGACUCAACAUAGACGAUCCUCCUUAACCAUUUUAGAGGUUUUUAAAUCUUUCUUUUUUUCUCUUUGCACCGACUGUCUUCCUACAUUUGAAGCAGUAGAACUUACUGUAAUGAG
This is a messenger RNA of Epinephelus lanceolatus (giant grouper), 1822 nucleotides long. It is a transcript of the gene trim65, whose product is annotated as tripartite motif containing 65. The record is from RefSeq and is a predicted model, not a curated record. Gene Ontology annotation, molecular function: zinc ion binding; protein binding. NCBI's taxonomy places the organism in Eukaryota, Metazoa, Chordata, Actinopteri, Perciformes, Serranidae.